Molecule: messenger RNA, 5162 nt
Organism: Panthera uncia (snow leopard)
Lineage: Eukaryota; Metazoa; Chordata; Mammalia; Carnivora; Felidae
Gene: IMPA2
Product: inositol monophosphatase 2
Exons: 8
Coding region: 4087-4860 (257 amino acids)
Biological process (GO): inositol metabolic process; signal transduction; phosphatidylinositol phosphate biosynthetic process
Molecular function (GO): inositol monophosphate 1-phosphatase activity
Source: RefSeq, a predicted model, not a curated record
CUCGUUCCCGUGAUUAGGUUCAUUUGUGAGUUAUUAGCAGAUGUUAACUGCUGACCCGUAUGCCACAGGAGAGCCACAUGGAAUUCACUUUGUGGGCUUUAUUGAUUGUCCUGUGUAUUAGGAUUCUCCAGAGAACCAACUGGAGGCCAGCAAGUCCAGUUUGCAGGGUGGGCUGGCAGGCUGAAGACCAAGGGAGAACCAGUGAGCCAGCCUAAAAGCCAUAGGCAAGAAGAGCCAAUGUUGCAGAAUAAGACUAAAGCUAGUCUGCUGGAGAGUUCUCUCUCACUCAGAGAAGGCUCCAUCUUUCCUUCUAUUCAGGCCUUCAACUGAUUGGAUGAAGCCCACCCGCAUUACAAAGAGCAAUCCGCUUUGCUAGUUAAGAUGUUAAUCUCAUCCGGGGCGCCUGGGUGGCGCAGUCGGUUAAGCGUCUGACUUCAGCCAGGUCACAAUCUCGCGGUCCGUGAGUUCAAGCCCCGCGUCGGGCUCUGGGCUGAUGGCUCAGAGCCUGGAGCCUGUCUCCGAUUCUGUGUCUCCCUCUCUCUCUGCCCCUCCCCCGUUCAUGCUCUGUCUCUCUCUGUCCCAAAAAUAAAUAAAAAAACAAAACAAAACAAAAAAAACGUUGAAAGAUGUUAAUCUCAUCCUAAAACACCCUUGCAGAAAAGCCCAGACUACCAUUUGACAAAACAUUUAGGGUACCCCAUGGCCCAGUCAAGUUGACUCAUAAAAUUAACCAUCACAUCACACUCACUUGUGUUCAGAUAUGUUUAGAACCUGAAAUGUAUAGUCAGUAUCGUCAGGACUGCACCUCCAAUCGUCACAUUUUUCCCAGUCCAACAGAGGAAAGUCCUGUUGCCUAUUAGAAACCCGCUUCUGGCAGAGUUUUUUUUGGGGGGUGUGCUGGUCCAUGCGUUCUGGAACACACACAAGUUGCUCUGUAGUUAUGGGUACUAAUUGUAUAGCAGACUUGGGGACAGUAACGUAGAACCAAGAUGGUGUAGAGACCAGAAGGAGGCUUUGGGACACAUCCCCGAAUGAUGCUUCUGACACGGAAGCCGAUGGUUUCCCUUCUUUUAGGUUUGAAAUUCAGGAGUCAGUGACUAAAGGCUCAUAUUUUAUAUAUUAAACAUUAACAGAAUGUUAUCUGGAGGGAAAGCCCAGGCCAGGAGGUCUGUGAAGUGCAUGCUUAGUUAGUGAGUAGCUGAAAAACAUUAAUUAAAAAACAGCAUACACUAACUGACUGCUGGCAGAAGGAGCAUGUUUACAGUGUUAAGAGCAAAGAUAGCUGUGGUAAAGGGCUUAGCAGGGAAGUGCCCUGACAGCCUCACGGCCACCCCCUGUGAAUGGGACUGCGGUGGAAGGCAGGGGCUGUGUGAGUCUACUGCUGAUUGAUUGAAAAAAAUACAGCACUCUCUCGUCGCCCUUCCUUGCAGUGUAGGAACAUUUAAGAAUAAAUCUUUUCUUAACCCGGUAUUUUAGGAUCCCAUUUGAGAUCUGUACCUUGUGUAUAGGUUUUUGAUUUUUGCCGUAAGUCAUUAAGUUCUGUCAGGCAUUUGCUCUCAAAAAUAACAGUGGUGCACGUCCUUGUGUACAUAGAAAUCAUUUUGCGUCCCAAGACCAUGACAUAGGAUUCCUCAUUUAGUUCUUCCAACAACAGUGUCUGAGGUGCCACUGUUAUUACAGAUGAGGAAACUAAGGCUCCGAGAAGCUCAGUGAUGCCCCCCACAGUCUCCCAAGUGGAGUUGGAACUCAGAUCUGUGUGAUUCUAAACUGUAGGUUUAUCAUCUGUGCUCCCUACUGAUAUUAUGAAAUGGGUGCAAGCAGGAACUGCAUUCUAGACCGGGGGAUUUUUCAUAUGCAUUUCCUCCCCAAAGAACUAGUGUUUUCAAGUCACUGGGGACUGAAAGGAGGCUCCUGGUUUGUCUAGCUUUCCCAGAUGUGGGAGCCCGCCUGAUAAGUCUGUGCUGUCCCACUGUAAUGCACGUCGCCUUGCCGGGUCUAGAGCCUGAGGAGCAGUGUUGUGGGGAAGGCUGGGUCCUGGACCUGCCAAGAUGAAAGGCAGGGCUCCUGCCCUCCAGCCACUUCCCAUCUAGUGGAAGAGGCUGGACAGUGCCUUAUACUGAUAAAGCAGUGCAGUGCAUGCAGCAACUGAGAUGUGCCUUCGGUGCUGCGGGAACCGCUGAGCCAAGGGGAAGGGCCUCACCCAGGGUGAGUGGGCGGAGGGCUACACAGGCAGUUUCCUGGAGGAGACGGGCGUGAGCAGGGUCCUCAAGGACAAAUAGGCUUGGCCCUUGCAGGAGAAAGAAUGUCCGUCCAAAGACGAAGUUGCUGGAGAGCAAACAGCAGAGAGUGACUGGGCAUGGCAAGGGGGACAGGUGCCACCCAGGCUGGCCACAGACGUCCUCACACACAGGACAUGGGACCUGCCAUCCUUUCCAAGGCGGCAUGGGGUGGGGCAGGGAGAGGACAAGUCACAGGGUGUGCCAGGAGACAGAUCUGCUUUCUGGAGAGGCCGCUGGGCUCCGGGUGGACGACGCUGCAAAGGGGCAAGACAGGAGGUUUGGAGGUUGAGCAACACGGGCAAGUGAAGGCAGGCAACGUGAGGUUAGCGUAGUUCUGGGAAGUCAUUCAGAAGUAGGGUCCACAUAUCUGGGUGUGUAACCCGACGAGAGGGAGGAGUUCAGGUGUCCCAGUGGAUGGGAUCCAGGGCCUGGAGGAGCUGCGGCAGGGGAGAGAGGGCUGGCCCCAGCACCGCUUCAAGUUGCCAGUGAACACGGAGGGUGGUGUGGCCUGCCCCACCGUUAACGGACACGGGCACAUUCAAGCCCCAUGGCUUUCCUUGUGACACAUGCCCACGUCGAAACAGUCACGGCAGAACAGUCAUAAAUAUUAAUAGACACAGACCAGAAAUAUUUUGAAAAAGAGCGUGAUUCGACACCUUCCUCCUGAAUCCAUAAAUCUCCCCUCCUUUGUGUGAUUUGUAGCUAGGGCCUGGGUCCUCUGGAAAGUGUGCCCAGAUGACAUCAGACAUUGCCCAAACUGCCCACACAGGUCCCUGAGCAUGCAUCUCCUCAACAUAGGAGGGUUGUGUAUAUUUUGGAUCUUAAAGACCAAAUGCAUAAAUACCAGGGUGGUUAGAUAUGGCUUCACAAGAGCACUUGCUAAAAAAAGUCUUCCAGACUUUAGUCACCUAUGAGCUCAGUGUGUAGCAACCAAGAAAUCUUCAUUCCAAUGUCCACCAACACCUGACUGUGUAGCAGCCCCCGUGUAGGCCACAAAAUCCACCUGUGGAAGGUGGAUACCUAGACAGGACCGAUGGGGCUCCUUCGCCGGCAUGCACUGACGUGGAAUCCCAAGAGGCCAGCUGUGUGGUUUGUGUAAGUCCCCUAGCAGCACGCUGAGAGGGUGAGUGCCCUCCCUGCUGUGCCUGCAGAUGUUGGAAACCCAUCAUACAGGAGGUGACAUCUGAGCUGAGUCACCACAUGGGCCAGAAGAAGGCUGGCGGUUCUGUCGGAGGGGAGACUUGAGAGUGAAUGAUUCACUUAGGCUGGAGCCCAACAGUCAUGGAGCGGGGAGGGGAGGGAGAGAGAAUGCAGAGUUUAGGUGAGGCCCAUUUGUUAGGUUGGUGGCUUGGCUUUGUUCACAGACCAGUGACAGAAGCGAGGCAGGUUUCUUUCUUUCCCACAACAGCCCAGUUAGGGAUCUGGGGAAACGGGGGCUGUGCUUCUCCAAGUCACCCAGGGACCCAGGUUCCUUGAUGCUUGAUGCUUUAAGGAGGUGUUCACUUCCCACAUGACCAAAGCUGACCUCUCACCCCCACAGCUACGUCACCAGCUGGUGGCAAAGGGGGAAAGGAGAGGAGGGAGUAGUGAGCAAACAGUGGCCUUUUAUGGUGUGACUCACGUUGCACGUAGCCCUCCGUUCACAUCCUCCUGGGCAGAAAGCAGGGCCAUGCCUACCUGCCUGAGAGGCAGAGAGGUGUGGACUGUUGAGUCUUGCUAAACUUAGGCCUUCUCUCCCUGAAAGGAAGAAGAGGAUACUGGCUACUUGGGAUUAAAGUCUCUGCCAGGAGACCACGUCUCAAGAGCUAUGAUCAUCAGGAAAGCCCUUUCUGAGGAAAAACGCGUCUCAACAAAAACAUCAGCUGCAGACCUCGUGACAGAAACAGAUCACCUUGUGGAAGGUUUAAUUAUUUCCGAGCUGCAAAAGAGGUUUCCUUCGCACAGGUUCAUUGCUGAAGAGGCUGCAGCCGCCGGGGCCAAGUGUGUGCUCACCCCCAGCCCCACCUGGAUCGUCGACCCCAUUGAUGGCACCUGCAACUUUGUGCACAGAUUUCCCACCGUGGCAGUAAGCAUUGGAUUCGCUGUAAACCAAGAGCUGGAAUUUGGAGUGAUUUACCACUGCACAGAGGAGCGGCUGUACACAGGCCGGAGGGGCCGGGGCGCCUUCUGCAACGGCCAGCGACUCCGGGUCUCCGGGGAGACAGAUAUCUCCAAGGCCUUGGUUCUAACGGAAAUUGGCCCCAAACGUGACCCUGCCACUCUGAAAUUGUUCCUGAGCAACAUGGAGAGGUUACUCCACGCCAAAGCUCAUGGGGUCCGAGUUAUCGGGAGCUCCACCUUGGCACUCUGCCACCUGGCCUCGGGGGCUGCGGAUGCUUAUUACCAGUUUGGCCUGCACUGCUGGGACCUGGCUGCCGCCACCGUCAUCAUCAGAGAAGCAGGUGGCAUCGUGAUGGACACUUCAGGUGGACCUCUCGACCUCAUGUCUUGCAGAGUGGUGGCUGCGGGCACCCGAGAAAUGGCGACGCUCAUAGCUCAGGCCUUACAAACGAUUAACUAUGGGCGGGAUGAUGAGAAGUGAAAGGGAGCAGAGGGGCAGAGAAAUGUGACCCAAGGACUGGGCCCUCCUGGGAAUGCUGAGGCUGGCGGCGAGCCCUGGGACAAAGCUGCCUCCAGCAGCCUGCACACAUCAAGUGUCUCUGACCACCCCCAAGAGGAGGUGUUUUGCUAAAGUAUGUGGCUUUCUGGUUAAAUCCACGUCUUUCACCGGGAUUCGGUGUUUAGCUGGUGUCUCUCUUUAAUCUCACAUAGCCUUUAUCAGGUUAGUACACAUUCUUCUAUCAGGGCCAAAAUCCAAAUCUCGUGUGACAUACGUAUUGAAAA